CUUAAGGGUCGGGACGAGCAAGAUGGCGGCGGCUGCCGUGGAUCCACGUGGGGAAGCGAAAGUUCUCGGCGCUGAAUUGGAAGAAAGCGAUAAUGGAUCUGAGUGGAGUUCAGGGGUUCCCGAAGAUAGCUUUUCAAGUGAUGAUGGAGAGCAGGAUGAUGAAGUUGAUGAUACACCUAAGACCCCAGAUACACCUAAAGAUGAAGCAGAAUCCAAAGAAGCAGGAAACGCUGGAUGGGCUGAAGCCAUGGCCAAAGUGCUUAACAAAAAGGUUUCUAGUGACAAGCCCACUAUCCUGUUGAAAAACAAGGAGCAGGAUGUAGAGCGAAAAAAAGAAAAACAAGAAAGAUUGGAGCAGAGGAAGAAGCUGAAUAAAAAGCGAGAAUGGGAAAUGCUGUGCCGAGUGAAGCCAAAUGUUGUCACAGACAGAGAAGUUGAGAGAAACCUUCAGAGGAUUGCCACAAGGGGUGUGGUUCAGUUGUUCAAUGCAGUCCGGAAGCACCAAACCAAUGUGGAUGAGAAGAUGAAAGAAGCAGGCAGUUCUGAGAGGAAACGAGCUAAAUUGAUCUCCUCGGUUUCCAAGAGAGAUUUCAUCAACGUCCUCCGAGGAACGGAUGGAAAAGAAAUGGAACAAAAUCCUGCUAGGAAGUCAUCAAACAGCCGUCAGGAUAAGUCGAAAUCCGAAGAAGCUCCAGCAUGGAGUAUAUUGCGAGACGAUUACAUGAUGGGAGCCUCGAUGAAGGACUGGGAUAAAGAAAGUGAAGAGGAGAACAAUGCUGGAGAAGGCAGCAGCGUCAAGCAGGAGAGUGGAAGUGAUUCAGAUCGAUAAUAUUCAGAGUCAUCCAGAAAUCCAAGGGUAUUUUUGACACUGUGUGUAGGGAUUGGGCUUUAAAGGACGCCUUUUUAUACACAGACCACCUUAAAGAACAUGACACUUGGGCAGCCGAUA
This is a messenger RNA of Protobothrops mucrosquamatus (brown spotted pit viper), 949 nucleotides long. RefSeq names its product ribosomal RNA processing 15 homolog (gene RRP15). Gene Ontology annotation, biological process: maturation of LSU-rRNA; maturation of 5.8S rRNA. Gene Ontology annotation, cellular component: preribosome, large subunit precursor. Bases 23 to 829 code for a protein of 268 amino acids. The transcript has 5 exons. Lineage: Eukaryota; Metazoa; Chordata; Lepidosauria; Squamata; Viperidae. The record is from RefSeq and is a predicted model, not a curated record.